Molecule: messenger RNA, 1774 nt
Organism: Myxocyprinus asiaticus (Chinese sucker)
Lineage: Eukaryota; Metazoa; Chordata; Actinopteri; Cypriniformes; Catostomidae
Gene: pard6ga
Product: par-6 family cell polarity regulator gamma a
Exons: 3
Coding region: 292-1548 (418 amino acids)
Biological process (GO): regulation of cellular localization; centrosome cycle; establishment or maintenance of cell polarity
Cellular component (GO): nucleus; apical plasma membrane; cell cortex
Molecular function (GO): protein kinase C binding
Source: RefSeq, a predicted model, not a curated record
GUUGUCUUAACUACUUUUAUAGGCAACUGUUAAGCGCAAUAACAGACCUGUAUCUUGAUUGAAUUUUCAUCUUUCGGCAGUCUGCUUCUACAGACAAUAACGACGAUUAGAAAGAGACAUCCAUCAAAAAAAAAAAAAAAAAAAAACAAAUUAGGAAAUUAUGCCGCUGUUUCCGGUAUUUCAUCUGUCCUGCUUUUCCCCUUGUUCAGUGAUGCGUAACGCUAUUCGGUCAUGCAGAGCUAAACAAAACUCGGAUGGAAGUGGGUAGUAGCUUGCUGUUCAUCGGAGAACAUGAACCGUUCGCUUAGAAAGUCCCAGUCUCUGCGCUGCUAUUCCAUCCUCGAGGUGAAAAGCAAGUACAGUGCAGAGUUCAGGAGGUUUUCCCUUGAUCGUUGUGAGCCUGGGAAGUAUACAGAUUUCCACCGGCUCAUUGUGCAUUUACAUCACUUAUGGCGAAUGGAUGUCUUUAUUGGCUAUGCAGAUGUCCAUGGAGAGCUGUUGCCCAUCAAUAAUGAUGACAACUUUUGCAAAGCUGUGACCUCCACACAAUCUUUACUGCGCAUCUUCAUUCAGCUUCAAGAGGAAGCUGACCAAGGUAACAUAAGUGGUGAUGGCAUUACAAAGCGAAAGAAAUCUGUGGCAGCAUCGCGUGGCGACAUUAGCCACAGAAAGUCCCACUUUCAGAUCAGCAUGCCACAGAACUUUCGUCCAGUUUCUUCAAUCAUUGAUGUGGACAUCUUACCAGAAUGCCACCGAAGAGUGCGUCUGUAUCGCCAGGGCUCAGACAGACCUCUGGGGUUUUACAUCCGUGAUGGUACUACUGUUAGGGUUACUCCUUACGGUUUGGAAAAAGUUCCAGGCAUCUUUAUCUCACGCAUAGUACCCGGUGGACUGGCAGAGAGCACUGGACUUCUGGCCAUCAAUGAUCAGGUCUUGGAAGUCAAUGGUAUUGACGUUAUGGGGAAGUCUCUGGACCAGGUGACUGAUAUGAUGAUUGCCAACAGCCUCAACCUUAUCAUCACAGUGAAACCUGCAAACCAGCAUAACAACAUAAGGCGCAAAAGCUACAUUUCCACAAACUCAGGACACUGUUUUGAUAGCAUGGACUCUGUAAGCUACCCAGGGCUACCUUUGAUAAUGAAAGCUUGUGGCUUGACAGGUAACGGGUCGGUGAGUGAAGAAGAAGCAGAUGUGGUUGUUGAGAGCCCCAUCAAACACCUGUCCCGGCACUCCAGUGCUUCAGGGGCCUCUUAUCCACAUGUUUAUCCAUCUUACAGGCCCCAAGUUUCUGCCAGACGGCCCAACUCUCUCAUUUCUGCAGCUUUUCAUCACUCUCAGCCUUGCCUCAACUAUACAGCUCACACUGACCACAGCCUCCCAGUUCACAGAAAUCUGCCCUCCCAGCAGCAUUUUGACUAUAAUCCGGCCAUCAGACAAGGAAGCUGCAGUACACGUGACAUUCUAAGCACAUGGCACGUAGAUCUGAGACAUAAUUUACUGUUGCCCCAGGGGGCAAUGGAGGAAGAUGGAAUUGUUGUGAUUUUAUAAAGGAUAACCCUGCUGAAACUACACCACCCUUAACUCUUCCCUGCACUUUAUAUUUUAAAUGACCCUGAAUUCUUGAUGUUGGCAAGAUCUUUUGUGCAUCUUGGAUUUUGCAUCAAAACUUAUUUACAUACACUACUUGUAUGCCAGGUCUUUACUAAUAUGUUUAAAAGGGAUAGUUCACAGAAAAAUUUAAAUUCUCUCAUCAUUUACUCACCCUCAUGCAAUC